Cricetulus griseus (Chinese hamster) is the source of this 1391-nucleotide messenger RNA. NCBI's taxonomy places the organism in Eukaryota, Metazoa, Chordata, Mammalia, Rodentia, Cricetidae. The record is from RefSeq and is a predicted model, not a curated record.
GUCUGGUCUCUUUGGCCUGUCUCCAUCUACUCUGCUGCCUCUGGCUGACAACCCCUCUGUCAUCAACUGUCAUGGCCAGGUGCCUGAGGCGGGAACUGGAGAAGUGAUGCAGCUGGGAAUGGGACCUCUGCCUCCUCACAACAAAGACCAGUCCCCUGAGAAGGAUCAGCCUCCCAAGACAGCUGGGCCCGAGCCUCCCCCACCACUCAUACCACCUCUACCUUCUGGGAACCUGCCUCCCUUCCCACCCUACUUUGAGGGUGCCCCUUUCCCCCACCCACUAUGGCUGAGGAACACCUACCAGCAGUGGGUGCCACAGCCUCCACCCAGGACCAUCAAGCGGACCCGGCGGCGACUGUCCCGCAACCGGGAUCCUGGUAGACUCAUUCUUAGCACCAUCCGUCUGCGACCACGCCAGGUACUGUGUGAGAAAUGCAAGAGUACUGUGAGUCCUCAGGAGGCCAGCCCUGGCCCCCUGACCACCGCCAGACCCCGCCGAAGGCUAGGCAGUGGCCCUGACAGUGAACACCGGAAGCCGGAGGAACCAGAGGACAGUGACUCCAUAGCUGCAGCCACCCCAAGGAGGAGCAAGAGGGAGAAGCGGGAAGAAGAUAGGGUUCCUGGAGAGCGUGUUCCACGGAGCCCAGUCAUCAAGAUCUCCUACAGCACACCACAGGGCAAGGGUGAGGUGGUCAAGAUCCCAUCCAGAGUGCAUGGCUCCGUGGAGCCCUUCUGCCCCCAGAAGUCUCUACAGAAUGGCAGCCAGGACUUAGAGGUAGCGAGGGAUGUGGAGCCCAAGGGUGGUGGUGACCGACCACCCAGCGGGCAUUCCAUUCCCAAGCUGAAGCUGACUCGUCCAGUGCCUCCCAUCUCAGACUUACCGCCUCCCAAAAUCCGCUUGAAGCCCCACCGGCUGAGGGAUGGAGAGCAUGAGCCUUUGUACAGGGCUGAGCUGGUACAGGAGAUGAAUGGAUGCCCACGAGGCCCCCUGGCCAGCUCGCCUGCUCUCUUUGCUGAUGGCUCUACCCAUGGGCUGGAGGACUUGUCUUCUGGAAGUUCCGGUGAGGACGAUGACCUCAAGAGGUUUCCUCAAGGCAAACAUGGACGUGAUAGCUUGGCUUUUCUUGUCGACUGCCCUGGGAGGAGAGCAGAUUGUACCAGUGAGUCUGUGUGCAGCACCGACAGCCUGGAUGAAUUGAAAUUAUCUGGUUCAGAAGUGACAUCUCCAGACACAGGAGACCUGUCAUCUGGUGACAGUGCCUCCGUUCCUUCAUCUUCUGCUGACACUCGCCAGACAGUUCCUCCCCUCACGGUCAGGCUGCACACGCAGAGUGUCUCACAAUGUGUGACUGAAGAUGGAAGGACGGUGGCUGUAGGGGACGUUGUGUGGG